Molecule: messenger RNA, 738 nt
Organism: Gossypium arboreum
Lineage: Eukaryota; Viridiplantae; Streptophyta; Magnoliopsida; Malvales; Malvaceae
Product: REF/SRPP-like protein At3g05500
Exons: 3
Coding region: 1-738 (245 amino acids)
Source: RefSeq, a predicted model, not a curated record
AUGAGAUUCAACAAGCGUGUUUUGAUAGCAAAAUUGAAACAGAAUAUCAGUGCAAAAAUAGCUACCCGUUAUCAGUCAGGCUGUAUAGGGUCAUUGCAAACUCUUGAAAAUCCAAACUACGGUGGAUGUUUGUGUAGCAUCUCAAUCAAGGGCUCUCGUCUAGAGAUACAUCCAGAGGUAUUGGGCACCAUAACAGGUGGUGAUGAAGGUUCCGAUAAUGAAGAUCAGUCCCCCUAUGAUCUUGAAGAUUUUAAUAUCCUCGAUUCCGAUGAGGUCUCCAAAUAUAUAGACGAUGAAGGGGGUGGUGGAGGUCGUUUGCAGGUGGGUGAAUCAGUGACCAAGCUUGAUCGUAAAGUUCCACCAGUCAUCAAACAGGUCUCAACCGAAGCCAUCUUGGCAGCUCAAAAGGCUCCUGAUAUUGCCUGUAGCGUAGCUUUUGAAGUCCACCGUGCUAGAGUGGUGAACACUGUCUCAGGAUUAGCAAAAUUAGUGUACACCAAGUAUGAACUCACAACAAAAGAGCUUUAUGUGAAGUAUGAACCCAAAGCCAAACAAUGUGCGAUUUUAGCUUGGCGUAAACUCAACAAGCUCUCUCUUUUCCCUCAAGUUGCCUCGGUCAUUAUCCCAACAACUGCUUAUUGCGGCGACAAGUAUAAUGAGACAGUUGUUAGCAGUAUAGAGAACUCCUAUUUACCUUUGGUCCCUACUAAAAAAAUCGCUAAGGUGUUUGGUGAGUAG